This is a messenger RNA of Eurytemora carolleeae, 1460 nucleotides long. RefSeq names its product run domain Beclin-1-interacting and cysteine-rich domain-containing protein (gene Rubicon). Gene Ontology annotation, cellular component: intracellular membrane-bounded organelle. The coding region runs from base 23 to 1300 and encodes 425 amino acids. The record is from RefSeq and is a predicted model, not a curated record. Lineage: Eukaryota; Metazoa; Arthropoda; Copepoda; Calanoida; Temoridae. The transcript is spliced from 14 exons. Gene Ontology annotation, molecular function: phosphatidylinositol phosphate binding.
UAAUCACUAAUAUUGUUAUAGUAUGAAACGUAUUGAUGAACAAGAGGAAAGUGAUGAUGAGAUAAGAGAUCUGAAAGAGAAGCUAAGGAUGAGGAGAGAGGAGAUCUACAGUUCAAGAUCAAGGAAAACUAAACCAAGGAAACCUGGAAGGAAGAUCAGCCGGAGAAUGCCAGGGAUGAUUUUAAGCGAUGGUAAAACUGAUCCUGGUACCACAGAUCAGUCUGGUAGUACAGAUUAUAACAGUGAAGACAGCUAUGAGUUUGAGAAGAUGUUGGAUUCUAAUGAUGAAGAUUAUUCUAAGUUUGAACGAGGAUCCAAGGAUUUUGUUGGUUCACUCAGUAACAUUCCAGAGGGCUCUGCUGAGAGUAUUGCACUUUCAUUGCUUGGUCAGAUAGGUGCAGGUCGCCUACCUCCAGCUGACCAGCUGCCCUGGCUAGUAUCAGAGGAAGAUGCUCCUCAGCAACUUCUUCCACUUCCGGACUCACUUCCGGUAGAUCCGGAGGACGAUCUCAAGGGUGCCACAGCUCUAAGAGGAAAUCUACUGUGGGCCCCUCCUAGACCCCAGCUAGUCCUCACAGUACAGUACAAACCUAAGAAUAGAAAGGCUGCAAUGUAUCUGCAGAAAUGGCAGUGCUCCGGGUGCGGAAUGAAGGUUGAGCAGAAGUACAGUAAAUCCUACAGGUUUUGCAACUAUUUAGGUAAAUUCUUCUGUACUGGGUGCCAUGAGAAUACUGGAGCUAUCAUUCCUGCGCGGGUUAUUCAGGAUUGGGAUUUUAAGAGGUAUCCUGUAUCCAACUUCUCCCUUGAUAUUCUCAACUCUAUGCACACGGAACCUGUAUUUAAUAUCCAAGAUCUAAACCCGGAUAUUAUCAGAAAAAUAGAGAAGCUAAGAGCUGUUUGUAUGUCAAGAUUACAAAUGAAUAAGCUCUCUAGAUAUAUAUCAACCUGUAAACAUGCAGUACAUUUACAAUCUAGGAUUGAAGAAUUCCUCUGUCCUGAUCCUUAUCUUUUCUCCAUGGAACAAUUAGUCUGCACCAGAUUUAAUAAACUAGGAUAUACAAUACGAGCGUUUGUCGGCGAACUACUUAAGCACGUUCAAGAGUGUGAUCUUUGCCAAGCCAAAGGAUUUAUCUGUGAAGGGUGUAGAUCUGGAGCUUCAAUAUUUCCUUUCCAGUUUGGAGUUCAUGAAUGUACUUCUUGCUAUGCUUGCUAUCAUAGUAACUGCUACUCCACUGAAUACGGCUGCACGCGAUGCAAAAGACUUCAGAUCAGACAAGCGCUUGAACCUGUGGUUUGUUGACAGCUGAAUAAACCAAAAAUAAUUAUAUUUUUAUUUAACCAGAUUCAUUUCACUUCUCAUUUCUUGAUGAUUUGUCCUUAUCAUGUCAAAUUAUCAAUUGCUAAUUCAAAACAGAAAUGAAAUAUUCUAUAUCUAUAAACAUAAUAAAUGUCCCUAGAGU